AUGCUCUCCUUCGCUCACUUCUCGCCGCCCCCAGCGAUUGGCGUCGGCCUCCUCGGCGUCUGCGUCCUCGCGUGGUGGCUCUUCUUUGGCGCGUCGCGCACCGACACGCCAUCUCCUACGGCACCCUCGACGACCGCCAUGACUGCGACCGUGAGCGCCGCUGCUGCGUCGCCAACUUCGCUCGGUCCGCCCACGUCUCUCGACAACGUUCAGCCCUCGUCCUCACCGACAGCCUCGCCAAGUCCGGCGUCCGACAUGGACGACAGCGUCGAGAACACGAUGCGCGCCGACGCCAAGGCGAGCGAGCCCAAGGCGUCCGAGACGGCGAGGUCGACGAGCGGCUCGAGCGCAGCCAAGUCGAGCGGGACCGACUCGGCGGCGUCGUCGAGCGAGACGUGGACGGGCAAGGCGACUUUCUACCAGCAGCGCGGUGUAGCAGGCAACUGCGGCAAGGUUAACGCCGAGAGCGCCCUGAUCUGCGCGCUCCAGACCAAGCUGUACGCCGACGGCAAGAACUGCGGGCGCAAGAUCCGGCUCACGAGGAGCGACAACGGCGAGAGUGUCGAGGUCGAGGUGGCCGACCAAUGCCCGUCGUGCGUCGAGGAGGGGUACGUCGACUUGAGCGAGGGGGCGUACGACAAGCUCGGCACGAGGGACGAGGGCUGGUUCGACAUGUCGUGGUACUUUAUCGACUGA
Rhodotorula graminis WP1 is the source of this 696-nucleotide messenger RNA. RefSeq lists its product as uncharacterized. The coding region runs from base 1 to 696 and encodes 231 amino acids. NCBI's taxonomy places the organism in Eukaryota, Fungi, Basidiomycota, Microbotryomycetes, Sporidiobolales, Sporidiobolaceae. The transcript has 4 exons. The record is from RefSeq and is a predicted model, not a curated record.